AAUGCCUUAAAAAAAGGAAGGAUUCUAAUCUAUAGGUGAGUUUUUGAGAUUUUCAUUAUCCACAGAUGAUUAAGCAACUCCAGAUCAAAUCAAAACAGCACUUUUUUUUGUUAGAUAAAUAGUUUCAGUCCUUCUAGGAUUAACAGCAGGGUUUUUACAUUUAUAAGGCAUUUUGACAAUUUUGGGAUUUCUGUUUUUAUCAAUGGGAUUUUCAUAUUAUUAUGUCUUCAAAUAUAAAUAAGUACAAAUUAGCAUUAUAAUUAGAUUGAUGAAGAUAAAAUAGAGAAUACAGAAAUAUACACAGAAGGAUUAGGAGCAUCAAUUGGAGAAUUUUUAUUAUGUUGGACCUUAAUUCAUACUGUGGCUUGAA
This is a messenger RNA of Paramecium pentaurelia, 370 nucleotides long. Lineage: Eukaryota; Ciliophora; Oligohymenophorea; Peniculida; Parameciidae. The record is from the annotation of a GenBank genome assembly.